This is a messenger RNA of Fulvia fulva, 387 nucleotides long. RefSeq names its product Ecp42. The record is from RefSeq and is a predicted model, not a curated record. Lineage: Eukaryota; Fungi; Ascomycota; Dothideomycetes; Mycosphaerellales; Mycosphaerellaceae. Bases 1 to 387 code for a protein of 128 amino acids. The transcript has 3 exons.
AUGCUUGCUUCACGAAUGCUUCUUUUCGCUUUUACACUCCAAGUCUUUGCCGCGGACCCUUUCUGCGACGACAGCAAAGUUUGUACACCGUGUAUGUGUAAUGCAGCGGGCCGUUGUCAAGGGUUCUGCCAUACUGUACGUGGGUCCUCGGGUCCUAGUCCUUCGAGGUUCUGCGACACGUCGGCCGAUAACAAACGUUGCGGGUGUCCUACAAAAAGGGAUACCAUUAUGCGACGGGGUGCAUGCAUGUCUACAGGCGGUAUCAAAACGCAUCCAAUAACUAAAGAUGACUGCGCUUUGCUCAAUCAAGCCAUUUUGUGUGAAACAAGUUCCUAUGGCGUUUGCCAGUGGGACUACACACGGGACGCGUGUUACCCUAGGCAUUAA